AUGAUGGGCUCGUUGUGUUUCGGCGCUGAGCGCGGAGAGCUGGAGCUGGAGCUGGAGCUGGCUGGCGCCUGUACAAACAUUCGUCGAGAUGAUGGUGCUGGUGGUGCUGUGGGCUUAUAUCAGCCAAUACAAAGUGAUUUGCAAGUGAUCAAUAAUAUUUACUCAUCUCAUCAUCACAAAUACACAGGCACAAUUGAAUUGAAUCGAAUAUGA
This is a messenger RNA of Necator americanus (New World hookworm), 213 nucleotides long. RefSeq lists its product as uncharacterized. The record is from RefSeq and is a predicted model, not a curated record. NCBI's taxonomy places the organism in Eukaryota, Metazoa, Nematoda, Chromadorea, Rhabditida, Ancylostomatidae. The transcript is spliced from 2 exons. The coding region runs from base 1 to 213 and encodes 70 amino acids.